GCGGUCUGUGCUCCCCGGGGCCUCCCGUUGUCGGUCCCCUUUCCCCGGAGAGCGGGCGGCAUGGCCCAGGGCUGGGGUUCAGGCAGCGCCCUGCUGCUGCUGCUGCUCGCCAUUAGCCGAGAGGCGCUUGCAGUAUCAUUUUACGGCAAAAGCUAUGUGCAUUUAAAUUUUGCUGAAUCCUCCACGACAACAUUCCUGAAAUUACGUUUUCAAACAAGCAGACCAGAUGGAUUGCUUUUUCUUGCUGAAGGAAAAGAUGUUUAUUUUUUAGUGGAAUUACAUUCUGGAAAUGUGCAGGUGAGAAUCAAUCUUGGGGUAGGGGAACAAAUCCUCCAUUCCCAGGGAAGCCCCCAGCUGAACGAUUUAAUGUGGCAUCUUAUAGAAGUCCAUCGUGAAAGAGAUAGUGUUACACUCAUUAUUGACAAAAGCUAUCAAGCUACUACAAAAGUGCCAGGUGUUCUGUUUGAACUAAACUUCCAGCAUGGCCUCUAUGUUGGCGGGAGUGGUGGCCUUGAUGUCCCUUAUCUUGACGGUACACAAACCAACUUCCGAGGAUGUAUUGAUGAUGUGAUAUUUAACAAGCAUGACAUCCUAACGUCUCUGAGACCAUCUCCUAGGUUUAAAAAUGUUCAUGAAGUGUCACUGAGCUGCAGUGAUGAAUUUUUUGCAGGAGAAGAGGAACCUAUUAGUUUCUUUAGCUCCAAGUCGUAUGUUUCUUUUCCCCUUUGGAAUAUCGAGAGUGAAGGAGUCUUGGAGUAUAAAAUGCAAACCACAGCUCAGAAAGGCUUGCUGCAGUACAGUUCUGGUCCAACGGGAGACUUUGUGGCAAUGGAAAUUGAAAAUGGUCUCAUUAAAGCUUACAUUGGAAAGGGUAAGAACAGGUUUCAGCUUUCUUCCCUUAGCACAGUCAGUGAUAACCAGUGGCACUCUGUCAAACUGAAAAUCUCUGCAGAACAUAUUGAGCUCAUGCUAGGAAAAGAAACAGUGAAAAAACAACUGCCCUCACACACUAAGCUUCCUAUUCUCAAGGGGGCUUUUUAUGUAGGUGGAGUAAAUGAUGCCACCCGGGCUGAAGUAGUGAAGCUAGGGUUAACCUCAAUUUCUGGAAGAUAUGCUCAAGGAGGAUCAUUCAGAGGCUGCUUGAGAGAUUUGAAAAUUAACUUAGAAAGGAAAUCCUUGAAAGAUGUUCUUGUGACUAAGGAUAUUUCAGCGGGAUGCAAAACUGAGAGUGCCUUUAGUACAAAUCCUCUUGGAGCACCUGGGAAGCAACCUGUUGGAACAGCAGCUGCUGGUACUGUAGCCUCCAAACUCCCUGGGAAAGAGAGUCAGGACCACUUUCUAGUUUUAAACAACUUGAUUGUUCCAGAAGGUGGGCAAGCAGCUCUUGAAUCUAAGCACAUCAAAGUCAAUGUUGAAUUCAAGAAAUUGGGAAUUCGGCAGUCACAAAUUGUUUUUAAAAUUAAAGACCAGCCAUCCCAUGGCCGUUUGAGGUUGGAUGUUGAACCAGAGCACGAAGAGUCCACAUUUACUAUGCUAGAUUUGUGGCAAGGCAGAGUCCUGUAUGUCCACGAUGGCUCUGAGGAAAGCUAUGAUUAUUUCACUUUCUCUGUUUCUACAAGCAGUAAAAAAGAAAUGCCUCUAUAUCUGCAAGGAAGCAAGAAAUACAUGUUCACCAUUACGGUAAGACCAAUAAAUGAUGCUCCAGAACUCACACUUCCAAAUGGAAACUUGUUUCUUCUGUUGGAACACUCCAAGAAAUGCCUGAGUAUAGAUUCAGUAAAUGUUUCAGACAGUGAUACAAGUGCUGGAGAUCUCAGUAUUACAGUGCUUGGAAAUUUGAAUGCAGAUGCUGGAUUUUUAGAAAAUUCCAAGAUUCCUGGAAAGGCUAUUACUGUCUUUUCUUACAAAGACUUACAAAAUGGCAAUGUUUUCUUUGUGCACACUGGAGUGAAGAACUCCAGGAUUGUUCUGCGAGCAAGUGAUAGCGAAAAAGUGAGCAACACGGUUGUGUUGCGUGUUGUGGCUGUUCCCUUAGAGUACAAAUUGGUCAACAACACAGGAGCAGAUAUGCUACAAGGCAGUGCAGCUUUGAUCAGACUCAGCAAUUUGGCCGUUGAAACAAAUGCCUUCCAACAAGAGCUGGAGAUACGAUAUGACAUCACAGAGCCACCUCUCUAUGGAGAAAUUCAGAGGUGGCAAGCUGGUAGAGAAUGGAAAGAAACAAACACUUUUUCUCAACGCUCCAUUGAACGUGGACGUGUGAGAUAUGCUUCUACCUUCAAAGAAAUUCAGCAAGAUAAUGCCCUUGAAUACUUUAAGUUUAAAGUUAGCAUUAGCAGCAAAAGAUCUGAAGAGUUUCUGUUCUCUAUCAUGGUGAAAUGGUUGAGGUACAAUUUGCUGAGACAUGUGCCAUUAGUAAUUGACAUAUCAAAGAAGGUGUACCUUAGCUCAGAUCAUCUUCUCGCUGUGAUAGCACAAGUAGAAGUUCCAGCAAAUGAAUUUUAUUACCAGUUGCUGUCCUUGCCUGAGAAAGGAAACAUUCUGCUUAACAACAUACCUCUGCAAAUAAAUUCAACCUUCAGCCAGCAGGAUAUUUCUGAUUAUAAAGUAGAAUAUCAGUUAAUCAAGAGGUCCCAUGAGGAAACUCAGGACUCAUUUCAGUUCUUAAUUUCUACAAAAUAUGUGGUAUCAAAUAUCUAUGAUUUCAAAAUCAGCAUUAAAACAGACCCACAAAGCAUUCUUCUGACAAACAACGGCCUCACUGUUACUGAGGGUGAAGGGAAGCUCAUAACAAAAUUGGAAUUAUUUGCACAAACCGUUGACAAUAAGACCUUCCAAUAUAAAGUUACAAAGAGUCCCCGUCAUGGAAAGUUAAUGCUUAUUAAUUUUUCAGAUUCACAGGAAAGUAACAAUAAUCUUAGUAGUUUCACAAAUCAGGAUAUUAUUGGCAAACGUCUUAUGUAUGUACAUGAUGACUCAGAGACACAGUAUGAUGAAAUUCAUAUCACCACAACUGCCACAGAAUCUGGGGAAUGGAUGAGCAGGGACACAGAAAUGGAACCCGCUUUAUCAGCAGAGAUCAAAUUUAACAUUUCUGUCCAGCUGAAAAACGAUGAGAAACCAAGGCGUGUGGUAGAUGAGGUAUUUCACGUUGUUAAGAGUGGAAGAAAACUGUUGACCUUAGCUGAUCUUUGUUACCAUGACCCUGACACUGAUUUUGAUGAUAAGCAGUUAUUGUAUACCCGGCGGGGCAUUCCUAAUGGAGAUUUGGUUCUUGUCAAUGAAACGUCUCAUAGGCUGUAUCAGUUCAAGCAAGAAGACCUGGCACAAAAGCAAGUCCUGUUUAUGCACCAUGGAGCAGCCUAUGGUCGCUUUGUACUGUUUGUAACUGAUGGGAAGCACUAUACAUCGUCACUCCUAGAAGUAAGUGCUUCAGACCCUUACGUCCGUCUAGCAAACAACACAGGGUUAUUGAUCCAGAAAGGAAGAGAGGGAACGAUCACCACGGCUAACUUGAGUGCUACCACGAACCAAGAUAUUAGAAGUGAUCAUGAAAUUACAUUUGAGAUAUCUUUAUCUCCAAAGUAUGGACAGGUCUUGGUAAAUAAUUUAGUAGCGGGCACUUUCACUCAGCAUGAUCUCAACACAGGGCAUGUGACUUAUAGGCAUGAUGAUAGUAACAAUUUGGUUGACACAUUUGACUUUACAGUUUAUGCUAAAGCUAUCCAGCUGGAUGCUGAAGUGAAUGUUCGUAUAUUCUUGGAAAGUCAUCAGCGCCCACCAGCGAUUGUACAGAACAGCAAUCUUUUGGUUGAGGAAGGGAAGCCAGUUAAAAUCACGACAAGAAAUUUGCUGGUUGUGCAUGAAAACAGUUUGCCAUCAGAGAUAGAAUUCAAAGUAAGGUUGCCUCCAGUGUAUGGGUACCUUCGGAAGUUUACAUCAGAAGAAAGCUACCUCGGAGUAGAAGAAAAUCCAGUUUUGACCUUCACCCAACAAGAUAUUAAUGAUGGUAAUAUCCAGUACGUGCAGACUUUUUCAAACCAACUCCAAGACCAGUUUUCCUUGGAUGUGACCAAUGGCAUUUGGGCAGUCAGUGGAAUAGAAAUUGCAGUGGACAUUAUUCCAAAGGCGAUCCCAUUAGAAGUACACAACUUCACAGUCAUUGAGGGGGGUUCAAAAACCCUGGAUGAAGAUUUUCUAACAAUUCCUAAUAGUCAUUUUGCAGGGCUCAAAUGUGAAUUCAGCUUAAUUGAGCCACCCAAACAUGGGUGUAUUGCAAACGCUAACUUUCCGGGAAUGCCAGUGAUGAAAUUUACCAAAAAACAGCUGGAACAAGGAUUCAUAUUCUACAUUCAUGAUGAUAGUGAAGAGCUGCUUGACAAUUUCACCAUCAUAGCAAACAGCACAGAACUGUGGAAGCAAAGCUUGCCUCAAAUGAUAUUUGUGACUGUUACACCAAUAAAUGAUGAAGCUCCUGUUGUAAGGAGAAACAAAAUAUUUCGGGUCUGGGUAGGAUCAGUCACUGAAAUAACUGUGAACGAUCUCUGUGCAGAAGAUAAAGACUCUUCUCCUGCGGAACUCUGGUAUUCCAUUUCUCAUCCAAACAAUGGUCACUUGGCUCUCAAGUCUUCUCCAAACAAAAGUAUCCUUAAUUUUACCCAAGCUCAUAUUGAGGAAGGACAGUUAGUAUUUGUCCACAGUGGGGCCAUGUCUGGAGGCUUCAAUUUUCAGGUCACAGAUGGUCUGAACUUUGCACCUCGACAAAUUUUUAGCAUCACAGCUCGAACUCUGGUUAUUCACCUAGAAAAUAACAAUGGACUGACACUUUUUCCAGGGUCUAGGAAACCAAUUACAUCUCACAAUCUGAAAGCUGUCACCAAUGAUGUGGGUGAGUCAGAAAACAGAACUAUACUUUUUACAGUUGCAAAUCCCCCGAAACUUGGAAGACUCAUCAGUGCACACUCUGAUAAUAGCACACAGGAUAUUACAAGUUUUACACAAUCCAUGGUGGAUGAUGGGAUUAUCAUCUACGAGCAUGCAAAAAAGGAAGCACUUGAUUGGAACACACAGGAUUCUUUUAUGUUUACAGUCUCCUCUCCACCAGCAGUUCUGGGUCCUCAGGUGUUUCACAUUAAUAUUUCUUAUGAAAUUAAAAGGCAUGAUCAGAGCAGUCAACUACUUGCAAACACAGGUGCUGUUGUCCAGGAAGGAGGCAAAGUUUUAAUUGACAAAACUAACCUAGACAGUUCAAACUUGCUCUCUAAAUUACCCAAGGCACAGCGUUCUACAUAUGAAGUAUGGUAUCAAGUUACAUCCUUGCCCAAACAUGGCACUAUUGUUGUGGGAGAAAGAAAUAUUACUAGGGAGAAGCCCAAUUUCUCCCAAUACAUUGUUAACAAAUUUGGAAUCACCUAUAUACAUGAUGACUCUGAAUCAUUCACUGACCAAUUUAUGUUUGCUGUGUGGUUAAACCAGAAGAGCAAGUCUGCAACGAAACCUCAUUCCGGUGUUUUAGAAGAGACAUUUAAUAUCACUGUUGUGCCAGUGAAUGACCAUGCUCCAGGGCUAAAGACAAAAGUGCUACAUUUGAAUGUUUUGCAAGGAGAUACAGCAGUCCUGGGACCAAAAAACUUGAAAGUGGAAGAUUUAGAUAAUGUGCCAGAAGAAAUCAAGUAUACCAUCAUAAGCAACCCACAAAACGGCUACUUAGCACUGUGGACUUGUCUCAGUGAACCCAUCAAAGAUUUUACACAAGCUGAUGUUGAUAAUGGUAGAGUUUGGUUUGUACAAGAUGGAACCUCUUCAUCUGGGGUAUUUUACUUUAGUGUGACAGAUGGAAAACACCGUCCACUGUACAAACUUUUUAACAUUGAAGUGACACCCACGUCCGUCACCUUGGUCAACCUAACAGAGGUAGUGCUUCCACAGGGACAAAACAGUGUUGCUAUUACAAACAUACAUCUUUCAGCUACAACAAAUGGGAGAAACACUGAGAUUGUUUUUGAAGUAACAGAACCCCUCAGUUAUGGGCAUCUCUUGAUUGGCAAUGAGCAGGUAACUAUGUUUCGCCAAGCAGAUUUAUAUGCAGGUAGGCUGAUGUACUGUAUGACAGACAUCACUGCAUUUAGAGAUAUGCUGGAAUUCACAGUGUUCACCUUGGACAGCAAUCUAACAGGACAGGUUAUGAAUAUCACAGUACAACCUCUUGUGCAAAUGGCGCUUGACUUGAGCAUUCCAAACAGAGUGGCUUACAAGCUAAAAGCAAGUGACUUGGAUGCUUCAGAGUUAGCAAACCUGACAAUCAGCAACCCCAGGUUUGAAGUGACUGUGCCUCCAGCUUAUGGAAGGGUGCUAAGAAGGUCAUUAAGCAAUGCCAAAAGCGAAAUACUAUCUGUGUUCACGCAGAGUGACAUUGACAGUGGAGCUAUAUUUCUUGAAGCAGAUGUCAAUAUGACAGGUGUCAAUGAAUUAAAUGAUUCUUUCACAUUUAUACUCCGAGCAGACAACGUGCAGCCUGCCAUGGGGCAGUUCCACUAUGCCAUAGUGCCACAUGAUCCUUCACUGAUUCAGACGUUUACACCAGAAGUGGCUCUCUUAACUAGUGCAACUAUUUUAAACAGCUAUACUGUUACAAAAAACGAACCUUUGUUUUUCCCAAAGGGUAACAUGCACACGGAAGCUCCGAGAGAGGCCCAGUGGCACAGGCAAAAUCACCAGAAGCAUCAGAACGAUAAAGAUACAAGGUUUAACGAGGAAGUUGCAAGAGGCAGAUCUGUUUGGGAUGAGACCACAAUAAAAACAAGUUUCAGAAGCACCUGGGUUCAGCCCCCACAUAGCAGCAACUGGCUGUUUGUCAUUAUACCGCUCGCCUCUGUGGCUGUCUUGUUCACUGUGAGUGCUGUUGCUGUUUGCGUCUUCCUAAUGUGCCACAAACCCAGAAAGGCGAAGCCUCUCAUUGCCGAACAGCCACCAGACGUUCUCAGCAGCCCAAGCUUUUCUCCAGAAAGGAGUCUGACUGUUCCUGCUGUCACGGUGACACCCCUGUUAAAAGGCGCAGGCAAAACAACAGCCUUCCCAUUCAUGUCGCUCAGACAGGAGCAAGUUCAUCCUGUGCCAGUUGCUCCAGCUCCAGCUGCAGAAAGUCUUCUGCAAAGCAACUGGACCACGCUUGACCCAGAAAUGAUCCAGCACUGUCGAAAAACCAACCCAACUUUGAAUCGCAAUCAGUAUUGGGUCUAGCAUGCCAUUGCAGCUACUGAGGAAUGUGUGGACUACUGUCACCUUAACAUUGGAUUGAUCUCAGUGGUGCUUAUUUAAAAUAUGCAUUCUCUGAUAGUUGCAUCCUUAUGGAAGCCCAUCAAUAGUGGACUUUCAGUUAAAUCAGGAAAGGAGAAUCUGAGGCCCCUGGGCCAAAUAUGGCCUCCAGGCAUCUCUGUCUGGACCUUGGGACUCUCCCCAGCCACACCCCUUCUCCCAGACUUCUCAUUAAGCCCUGCUUUGCAUCCUCCCUGAGUGUUUUUGCCUGGCUAGAAUGUGUCCUUGAACUCAUUAUCAACCUUCUUGCUUGCCUGAAUGGAGGACAGAGAGGGGUAUGUGAGUGUGUGUAGAAACUAGCCUACUGUACUAAGGUAAAAUUAGCAUUCAUUGCUCCACCUGCUUUUGUUUCUGGCCCCCACCCCCCACUGGCAUGUGGCCCUAUCCCUCAACUAUAUUGUUAAGGCCCGAUUUUGUCAGUGACUGGACUAGCAAAAGAAAUAGAAAGAGGCACAGUGACCACUGGUCUGACUUUGGGUGGUGUGGCAGCAUUGUAAGAAGAUCUAAGAUGUUCCUACUUUGCAAUAUAUGUUGGUUCUGUCCUGCUUGGAACAGCUGGUAUUUCCAGAUGUAGUGAACGAGAGAGCUGCUACAUCAGGGUGGGGAAACUGCUGAGUGCUGCAUUCCCUUGGGGGUAAUCUGUUGGGGGCCACAUGCUGGUGGUGAGUGGUGCUGGAGCCAGAAGUGGUCAGGGCAAGGCCAAAGCUGGGUAAAACACCUUUUCUUUUUCUCUGCCACCCCUUUUUCUUUCGUGUCUCUGUCCCCUUUUUAUCUCUCUUUUUACCCCUUUCCCCCUGCAUGGAAUUAAGUCUAGGUUCUUGGGUAGAAAUAGCCAGGGACAGAACAGAGGUGGGCAUAUUCAUCCUGAAGGCAAAUUUACGUGGCUAGUAUUUGGUAGUAAGGAACUGCAAUGCAUUUGCAAUUGACACACAGCAUACUGGGACAGACUUUAUCCCCAUUUGCUUAUAGGAUGCCACUGUGUCAGGGACUCCAGGGUUUGAGCUGAAACCUUUAGGGGCUGAGGGUAGGCCAUAACUGGUGAGCUGUCUAGGGCAGUGUGUUUUUGGACUUCAGUAGUGGUCGAAGAGUGGGAGGGGCGAGACACAGGGAGCUUGAGGUGGCAGCAGAGCCAAUUCAAUGCUCCUGCUGCUCCACACCUAGGUCCUCCUCAUAUCGGUCAGUGGCAGCGACCUGCCAUGUUUGAAAGCCAGGAAAGUAACAGUGCCCCACCCGCACCAGCUCAUCACCCACUCCUGGUAGAGGAUUGGUGCAUCACCUUUUGCAGUUGAUAAGCACUAUGAAGCUUCAAGACUGUCCGAGCUCUUGCCUUGUCAACAGAUGUUGGAAUGAAGAUGAAAACGUGGUAUCCAGUCCUGAUUUGCAGAGCUUGCACCAACCAUAGCUUGCUGGUCUGGAUGUAAUAGCAGGUUAUGGUUUGCCUAAAAUCAGGAUGUUACUAAUCAAGUGGAGCACAUGAUGGAGGGGGAAGGAGGGAAUGUGCAAGCACAGGGCUUAUUCAUGUACUGCCAAACUAUGAUUUGCUAUGAUAGCGAAACCCCUAUAGAUAUUAUCAGUUCAUACUACUUUGUAUCCUGUGGCUUCUCUGUAGAUUUUUUGGCUUAGGGUUUCAUGGGUAAAUAUGCCAUUUGGGUCUCAAAGGUCUGUAUUUUUAGAUUUUAUUACUUUUGCAAUAAUCUUGGGAAUGUGUGCAUAUGAUUCUAUGCAACAACUUUAAAAAAAAUCAAACUCUAUAUCAGUAAUUUUACAUCUUCUCUCACAUCCUGAGCCUACUUGCUUUCAAAAAGAUGUGGAAUGCCCACACAUGCACAAAAUGGGCAAGGUGCUAAUCUCUAUCACGUCCUUUUGACCGUUGCACAGUUUGAUGAUGAAUGUUAAGGCAAAACUGUUAUGGUCUUGGAAGGUGUUUGUCUAGGUCAGUGAGCAAGAAAGCCAUGAUUCUCUUGAGCAGUUGAAACAGAUGGUAUAAGACACGUGCUACUAUGAGCCUUCAACUGUUUUUGUAUUUUUCAUUAUAAAUGCUGGAUGUUGUUUUAAAAUACAUGCUUCACCUUUCAUCUAUAUAGCAAAACUGUGUGGCCGCCGGCCAGUCUGCAGCAUUAUCUUUAUGUUUAUGCCUUUGUCUAGAGAAACAUAUCCUCUUCUAUAUUGCCGAGUCAGGGCCAAAAUUCUGUCUUGAAUUGCACAAAAUAGAACUAAUUCAGCUGGAGAUGGGUUCAAUAGGAAUUUUGUGUAACUGAGAGCAGAAAUGUAGUUGUAUUGGAAGUGUUCUUCAGACUACGCCUCCGUUGUUCAUGCUCUGGUAACUUCAAGAUUGGAUUACUGUAAUGCGCUCUACGUAGGGCUGCCCUUGAAGACAGUUCGGAAGCUUCAGCUGGUGCAGAACGCGGCUGCCAGACUAUUGACGAGGACCAGUCGGUCUUCGCAUAUAACACCUAUUCUGGCGCAUCUGCACUGGCUCCCUAUUUGCUUCCGGGCGAGAUUCAAGGUGCUGGUUUUGACCUAUAAAGCCUUACACGGCGUGGGACCUCAAUACCUUGUGGAACGCCUCUCUUGCUAUGAACCUACCCGUUCACUUCGUUCAGAAUCUAAGGCCCUCCUCCGGGUACCAGCUCAUCGGGAAGCCCGGAGGGUGGUUACUAGAUCUAGGGCCUUUUCUGUGGUGGCCCCUGAGUUGUGGAACAGCCUCCCCGAAGAGGUACGCUUGGCGCCUACACUUCUAUCUUUCCGGCGCCAGGUAAAGACCUUUUUAUGCUACCAGGCAUUUUAAUCUUUUAAUUUUCUUAAUCUUUCUACUUUUAACAUGUAUCCUUUUUAAUUUGUGUUGUAUUUCAUUUUCGUUGUGCUUUCUGUUGUUUGUUUGUACAUGUUUUUGUGAUUUUUUACUAUGAUAUAUUGUAUUUUAUCUUGUUUGUUCACCGCCCUGAGAGCUAUUCUGCUAAGGGCGGUAUAUAAAUUGAAAUAAUAAUAAAUAAAUAAAUAAAUAAAUAAGUUGAAACAGAAAUACAUUGUAAAAAAAAUAGCUCAUAACCUAUCCUAAGCUUGCAGAAUCAAGUGCAAGCCACAAGUCAUGUAUAGUGGCCUGCAAGAGGCUUGACCCUAGUCAAGUCUUAGGCUGGCAACAAGAUAUACCUGAUUGGCUACAUUCAGCUUGCUGGGUCAUGAGAUGUGGGUAGGGCUGGAUGAAUCUGACAAUUUUGAUUUCUCUCAUUUUCUCAACCUGAAGUUCUCCAUAUUUCCACCUCAGCUUGCAACUUUUUUUAAAAAAAUCCUUGGGAAAAUUCAUUAGCAUUUUAGUACAAAUGUCUCUUAAGAUAUGCAGUUUUGCCUAAUACACAUUUUUGCAAAGCAGUUUUUCCUAAUGCAUUUUUGUAUGUUAUUUUUCACCAUUAUAAUGCAUUUUAAUGUUAUUUUCAUGAAUAUAUGCACUUCUGUGCAACCUAGUAUAUGCAUUUUUGUGCACAUUACUUAACUGAAGAACUGCACUGCAAAAUUUGGAGAAGUGAGAAAUUCAAAGGAUGGCUGAGUUUUAGUUCGCAUGUUGUUUUGGAAAGUUGAAAUUAUGUAGGUUCACCUUUAAAUGUGAACUGAACCAAAUUUCUUCCGCAUUCCUAGCUGUGGGGGACUGACACCAUUCCUCUUAAAAUACUAUAAAAGACUUUGCUGAACAGUCUGCACUAUUUUAUUCUAGUUUGGUUGAAUUUGCACUGUUGCAAAUUUUCAGUUAUAAUUGCUAGAGGAAAUACUCUCCUAACAGUUCAGGUAAACGUUAGCUGACAUGUUAAGGAGAGUAUUUUCCCUAGAAAUGAUAACUGAAAGCUUGCAACUGUGCACAUUCAACUUUAGUUACUAAAGGGUCCAACCUUUAGCUAUUAUUUUAGUUAUUGAUAAAAUGUGUACUGAUUUCAAAAGGUGGAGAAAUCAGAGAAGACUUUUAAAAAAUAGAUAGGGUUGCAAUUAAUCAGCUAUAUAUAUAAAUCUACAUCAGAAUAUGUAAAGUACAAGUUUGGGGACAGUCAACUGGUUAGUCAAUUACAUUUUUAAUUUCAAAAGUAUUCAUAGUUAUCAUCCAAAGAUGCAUAGGCCUAGAGCCACACAUGACAUUCAGCUGUCAUUGUUUUCUUAUUUUAAAAGAAAAGCAGCCUCCAUCAUUGUAAAACACAACUUGACAUGCAGAGGAACUGCUGCUGUUUGGAGAAAUGUUAAAAGCCUACUAUGUGCUAUUGGCACAAUCCCACCAAAGUUCCAUUGAUGUCAAGGGGAAAAAGUAAAGUAUAUGAAAUUAAUGUAAUCUAAUUCACUCUAAUUGAAUUUUUUUAAAAUCUCAUUUCUGCAGCAGUUGGGACAGGAUGUAUGAGGUUGGGUCUUACUCUCUGAGGGCAGGCUUCAGAAGGGGAGAUCUGCUCCAUCUUUUGGUUGAGGGGAUGCCCUCCCAGCGAUCAUAAGAUUGCAGGAUAAAGUGAGGGGGUUUUGCAAUUGGAGAAUAACUUUCUACUUUCUAAAUACUACUAAAAUGACGAAGCUACAUUGUGAUCACAAAACUUUUAAUGUAUACGUAGAAAUGUAUUUUAUACAAGGAAGAUGUCUAUUGAUAAAUAAUUUAUGAAAAGCGAAACCAUAAUUGUGCUGCCUCCGCAGGGUUAGAAUUGUAUAUAGAGAUACUCCUGUUGUGUUAAAUAAGGCAUUUAUUUGGUUAAGAGUUAUGGAAUUCUAGAGGGCUGUCUCUAUGCUCCCUUAGCCUCAUAGUAACUUCCUGUCAGGUGACAUCACCCCUCUCUUUAAUUGGUUAGUUAUUUUUUCCCUCCAAAAACCUGCCGCAGUUUGUUUCAGUCAUCAGUGAAGCUAGCAGCAGUACUAGUAGCACCAGAGGACAACACUCCUUUUUUACCUAUCUCUCUCUCAGAAGCAGAGCUUGGAAAAGUUACUUUUUUGAACUACAACUCCCAUCAGCCCCAGCCAGCAUGGCCACUGGAUUGGGCUGAUGGGAGCUGUAGUUCAAAAAAGUAACUUUUCCAAGCUCUGCGAAGCUAUCUCUCUCUCAGAAGCUAUCUCUCUCUCAGAAGCUAUCUCUCUCUCAGAAUUGCCUCUUGCAGAAGCUUCUUCCUCAGAAGGUAACUUUCCUCCAUUUAAUCUACCUCAUCAACAAUCCUGCAAUAUAAUUACCUGCUAUCAACCUUCUUCAUCAUCAUCACCCUCCUCAGUUCAUCAUCCCCAGAGACUGUAUGCUUUCCUUUAAGUUUCUGUAUACCUUUGUGUUUUCUGGUUUAGUAAAAUAGUUCUGAUUAAAAGAGAGAGAUUGAGUUGACUGUCUGGCAAAGUGGGUUUCAGAACCACGGGUUCAGAACAAUAAUGUAGAAAUGCAACAUGGUUGUAUUCUGUAAUGAAUAAAAUCUAAUGUCAAGUU
Molecule: messenger RNA, 12736 nt
Organism: Rhineura floridana
Lineage: Eukaryota; Metazoa; Chordata; Lepidosauria; Squamata; Rhineuridae
Product: chondroitin sulfate proteoglycan 4-like
Exons: 10
Coding region: 61-7239 (2392 amino acids)
Source: RefSeq, a predicted model, not a curated record